UGUCAGGCCAUUGGUCAGGCGAGCGCGUCGAUCAUGGCGUCGUCAUCGCGCGCAGACGCUCCUAAAGGACGUCGUGUUUUCUCGCCAAUCGAGCGCUUCUGUAGCUGAUUUUGCGGAUGCAAUCAGUAGUAGUGAGCCUGAAGAAGAUGUGGACAUAUCAGAAUUAGCACUGAGGACGAGGAUGCAUCAAAUCAAGCCGGAACAUCCAGUGGGGUUUCAACGUCAUACGGACACGAUUCCUUGCCAGCAGCUGUAAAGCGCGUACAGUUUUUUCCGAGAAGAAACCCGGGGGUCGAAGUUGGCGGCGUGCUCCGGAGUAAACUUCAUACGGGCCGUCGAUGUCUUCCAACUAUUUUUCACUGCAGAACUAAUCAACGUUAUCUGCGAAAACACAAACAAAUAUGCCUGGACGCAUAUUUUAGAGACGCAGACCUACGCAGAAAAGGACGGCUCAUGGAAAAAUUACAGUCCGGCUGAAGUAAUGCAAUACAUGGUAAUACAUGGGAAUUGUGGAACUGCCUCGCCUGCAUCUGCACUGGAAUACCUCGGAGUAAUUUUCGGGCCUCAUUCCUUCAAAGAUUAUGCCCAGGAGCCGAUUUUUUUUCGUUCCUUGCUUUUCUCAGUGUGAUGGACCCGGAGAAGACUGACCCGGCCUGACCGCGAUGGCAAGCUGCACAGGAUCGCACAUCUACUGCAGCAUAUGAAUGACGUGUCAGGUCAGCUUUUUCAGCCAGACCGAAAUUUGUGCGUGGACGAACGAAUGGUUAAAUCAAAAGGACGAUCGGGAAUUCGGCAGUAUAUGCGUGACAAGGGGGUCAAGUGGGGGUAUAAGCUAUGGGUCCUCGCUGACUCAAGAACAGGCUACACUGUUCAAUUCAGUGUUUACACCGGGAAGCGAGUAACACCCAGCUCAAAGGGACUGGCUUAUGACGUUGUAACCCGCCUGUGUGAUGCAUAUUUGGAUCAAAGCUACAUCGUCUACCUUGACAACUUCUACACGUCCACCUCCCUCUCUGAACAUCUACUUGAAAGGAAAACUCUCUCUUGCGGAACAACGCGCAAAGAUCGUCGUGGAUUUCCCUCCCAGUUGAAAGACUCCACUUGGGAGAAAAGAGCAACUCGAGGUAACAUUCGCUGGCUGCGGUGCCGUGAUGUGCUGUACUUGCAGUGGAAAGACAAGCGCGCUUUAAACAUGAUAAGCACAGCACACACUGCCAACAAUCACGUCACUGCCAUGCGAAAAGUGAAGAGAGGAGACCAAUGGACAAAGCUCCCCAUGAGGAAGCCGCUUUUGAUAGAAGACUAUAAUAAGGGCAUGCUUUGUGUUGACAAAUCCGAUCAACUUAUUGCUUCCUAUAAUGUCUUGAUGAAGGGUGUCAGGUGGUGGAAGACACUGUUCUUCCACUGCAUUGACAUUGCUGUCGUCAACAGCUUCAUCAUUUUCCAAGAACACAGGGAGCAUCACCCCGAGAUAGAGGAGCUCUCUAGAAAGACUGGCUUUGACCAGCUUGCAUUUCAAAUUGAGCUGGUAAACCAGAUUUUUGGGAUGGACGACAGACAUAGUCACCCUCCACCUCCUCCAAAGAAGUCUGAGCACAAGCCCCAGGUGCAAGAAAAGCGCCGUAACUGCAAGCUCUGCUACAAGAAAAACAAAGUAGAGAUGAAGAUGACAGUUUUUUGUGAGCCAUGCGGUGUGUAUCUGUUUCAUCCCGACGAGGGACUGCUUUGGAGAAUGGCACGCCACUCAACCACGCUAACUUUUUUUUUGUAGAAAGAACAGUUUUCCGAAAAACUUUCUGAAACUUGUGUAAUCUCUUUAGGACAUAUUAGGCUACAAAAUGUAUAUCUUCAAAUUUUUUUGCCCCUGAUAUUUUCAAAGUUGUGCACCUUUUUCAAGCAGAACGAUAUCCUCACUGUAUAAAUUCUUACACUAUAAACAUAUUUUCAUUAAUUUGUGUAAUAAAUAUAUAUGAAACAUUUA
Messenger RNA from Dermacentor andersoni, 1981 nucleotides. The record is from RefSeq and is a predicted model, not a curated record. Lineage: Eukaryota; Metazoa; Arthropoda; Arachnida; Ixodida; Ixodidae.